GAGAAGCAGGGACAGCAUCGAAGCAGCAGCUGAGAGAAGAGAGAGCCAAGACCCACCAGCACCAUGAGGACCCUGACACUCGUGACCCUGCUGGCCCUGGUCACCCUGUGCCUCUGCCGAAAAGUCUCCCAUUCGACCAGUGCCAACGAGUCCCCCAGCUCCGAAGCCUUUGUGUCCAGACGCGACAGUGCCGUGCUGAUGCGGAGACAGAAGCGGAACUACGUUUUCGACAGCUACUACGGCGUCGUGAGAGACCCCCUCGAGGGCAAGCGCGAGGUCUGCGAGCUCAACCCCGCCUGUGACGAGCUGGCCGACCACAUCGGCUUCCAUGAGGCCUACCAGAGAUUUUACGGCCCCAUCUAGAGCCGUGGGGGAGAGGAGGAGAUGGGGGAGACCAGGCCCAUCCGCCCAUCCGUCGCAGUCCGCAUCCAACGCGCAUGUUCGCUGCUCUCAAUGCCCCUGGCCCCAAACCCUGCUUGUAUGGACGCCGCUUGCUCUGCUUGUCCUGCCCCGCGCGGCCGCGCCGGCGCUGUACAGGUGUCGGAGAACAAUAAACUCCAGGGCACAGA
Molecule: messenger RNA, 569 nt
Organism: Gavialis gangeticus (Gharial)
Lineage: Eukaryota; Metazoa; Chordata; Crocodylia; Gavialidae
Gene: BGLAP
Product: bone gamma-carboxyglutamate protein
Exons: 5
Coding region: 64-363 (99 amino acids)
Biological process (GO): regulation of bone mineralization; osteoblast differentiation; bone development
Cellular component (GO): extracellular region
Molecular function (GO): structural constituent of bone; calcium ion binding; hydroxyapatite binding
Source: RefSeq, a predicted model, not a curated record